Messenger RNA from Sphaerulina musiva SO2202, 1388 nucleotides. RefSeq lists its product as uncharacterized. The coding region runs from base 478 to 1188 and encodes 236 amino acids. The record is from RefSeq and is a predicted model, not a curated record. The transcript has a single exon. NCBI's taxonomy places the organism in Eukaryota, Fungi, Ascomycota, Dothideomycetes, Mycosphaerellales, Mycosphaerellaceae.
GUCGACACUCGCACUUUCUCAUUUCUAACUCGUCCACUUCCACUUCCACCUUCCACCUUCCACCUUCCACCUUCUACCUCCUACCUUCUACCUUCUACCUUCCUCCCACAACAUCCGCACCCACACCUAUCGUCCUUCCUUCGCCCACCUCGCCGUCAGAGUUCCUCUUUCACGGCCUCAACAUCUUCGAUCGAGUCCGCGAUUGACGGUCACCAUCCACCUAUUACAGCUGCACAUCGCCUGUAAGAAGACAUACUAGCAGACAACGCCUCAGCAGCUUCUCUCCCGUCGACAUCCAAGUCGCCUUCACUGCUGCGUCCGGACAUUGAGCAGCACCCAAUAAGAACAGCAGAUACGCCGCCAUGGAGUGGACUGGCUCGCCGCAGCAGAAAAUGUCAUCUUCCUUCACCGUGUUCGACGAGAAUACUCACAACAACAACUACCAGCAGGUUCGUGUGACUUCACGCGACUGUGCAUAUGGGUUGGCUGACGUUGGCGUACCUACAGAGUGGUUUCCCGCGCACGGCCGCUGCCAUGAAUUUGCCCUUGACAACAUCCCGAUUUGCGAACCGUGCUCCACCACCUCAGGUACCUUCCUUCCUCCUCUUUCUCCUUCCUUCCUCCUCCUUCUUUCCUCCUCCUUCCAAGCUCCAACACUUCCCACCACCACGAAAAUCUCUUCCUUGCACCCACCACGAAAAUCUCUUCCUUUCACCCACCACUGACUGCACUUCACAGCGUUUCGGCAACAUGGUUCAGAACAACGACGACGGAGAAGAUCUCAUGGCAGCCAUCAUGGCUAAGAUCAGACUGCGAGAGGCUGACGGCGCUCAGGUUCGCGCCACCUCUCCAACUGGCACCGAUCCCUACAGUGGCAGCACAGCUCCCGCCAGCCACAGCGCCGACGAGGACCUAACUGCUCACGAGGUGUACCGUCUCCAGCGUGAACUUGAUCGCACCAAAGAACGCAUGGCGCAGAUGAACCUCCAGCUGGACCAGUCUCGCCUGGCCCAACACACCAUGCAAGAAGCCAUCGGCUCUCCCUUCCCUCACGCACGGCGACUUGCCGCAAACAUUCCAGUCCCCGGUUUGCUGUCGGCUGGCAACCAGUUCUCGCAGCCAAACGACUUCAGUCGCACCUCGAGACCUUUUGAGCGCAGCGGAUACAGCAACCCGUCGCACUCGUGAGUAUUGCCCACAGGGAUUUCGCCUGCGCACGUGACUGACACAGACCAGCUUCGAUGGCCUGUCGAGCUUCUCGCGCAGUCACUCGGGAUACGGUAUUCGCAAUGGAUACACGCCACCCAUCACCCCAAUGCCGUACGCACCUUCGGGCUACAUGCCAUCCACUCACGCCACCCCACAGCAGCGUCCCGUUGGUACGAGAC